AGAAUCACUUUAUGCUCCUCCUCAACUCCAUGCUCCCCUCGCGUCUUUCUUGCCCUUCCUCCGCACUUUCUACCUCCGAAAUACCGCUAGCGUUGGAAACUGUUGCUCUCUUCAAACUUAUUUUUCUGGCUCCUCUCUGCCUCUUGCUUCCUUUCUAACCAUUCGCUCUUUCUUACUUCCUCCUUUAUUUGUACCACUAUGCUACAUACCUGCUUCACUUUCUUCUCUAUCACUAUCUCCUACCAUCUCUAACCCAAUCACAGCACACCCGUGCCGAACCGCCGCCAUACGGAGUAAAAUUUUAUAUUUUAUCAACGAUUGAUCGCUUUCAAAACAGUCGGAAAUCCCUCGCCUUGACAGUACUCGCCGCUCCGGACUUCGUUUAUUCAGAUGUAUUGUGGGAGUUGCUGUUCAUGUUAAGCAUAAUGGUGGUUUGUUUAAAUGAAUUUAGAAGAAAACAAAACUACAAACGACGACCCCUAGCGGUGACACUUGAACGUUUUGAUUGCGUGGCAACAGAUUCUCGGCGGUCAGACACAUAACCAGCAAGAUGGCUGUCAGAAGGGCUGUGAUACAGCUGGUUUUGAUGGUUUUACUUUAUUCUUCCCCCGGCGUCGAAUGUUUUUUUAAACGCAUCAGCUGCACCAUAUCCUCUGACUGCAAUUGUGAUUUUAAACCAAAUAUACGAGGUAAGAAAACGGAAGCUAUGACUAGAAGGGUAGAUAGCUAACCAGGUGGUGAGCUGCUCCAGUUUGUUUGUAAGAAGACCCCAUGGCUAGAGUUAGCUAGCGAACGAACGUACGUAUUGAUAUUAAAUGGUUCUGCAAAUGAUUAGUUACACUGAGCAAAAACGUACACCCAACAUGCAACAAUUUCACUGAGUUAAAGUUCAUAUAAGGAAAUCAGUCAAUUGAAAUGCGUUCUUUAGGCCCUGAUUUAUGGAUUUCAUAUGACUUGGAAUACAGAUAUGUAUUUUGCCUUAUGCAGCGUAACACAUCUUUGCAUAGAGUUGAUUGUGGCCAGUGGAAUGUUGUCCCACUCCUUUUCAAUGGCUGUGCAAAGUUGCUGGAUAUUUGCAGGAACUGGAACAUGACGAUCCAGAGCAUCCCACAUAUGAUCAAUGGGUGACAUGUCUGGUUUGGAAUGGGAUCUGUAUAAGAAUCUCUACGGACAGCAUCUGGCCCAGGACACGGUGUCAGAAGAGGUGGCAAACUUCCUUCAGAAGGAGAGUCCAGACCGACCCCUCGUCCUGUCCUUCCAUGGGGGGUCAGGGACGGGCAAGACUCUGGUCAGCGCCAUGUUGGGGAGACACCUGUAUGGCACGGCUAUGGGCAGCCCCUACAUCCAUCAGUUUGUGCCAACACUACACUUCCCCUCGCCUGACCGCGUCCAACAGUACAGGCUGGAGCUGAAGGACUGGGUGCAGGGGAAUUUGACAGCCUGUGCCCGCUCCAUAUUCAUCUUUGAUGAGAUGGAGAACAUGCCCCCGGGGGUCAUCGACAUCCUGAAGCCCUUCCUCGGGCCCUCACACACCGUGUUCGGCACCAACUACCGCAAGGCCAUCUACAUCUUCAUCAGCACCAUUGGGGAGGAGGUGAUUAACCGAAUGGCCCUGGAGACCCGACAGGCUGGCAAGGAGAGAGAGGAGAUCAGGCUGGUGGAUCUGGAGGACGCCAUCUCUCAGGCAGUGUUCAAUAACAGCAGAAGUGGAUUCUUCCAUUCCAGCAUCAUCCAGGAGAAGCUGUUGACCAGCUUUGUGCCCUUCCUGCCCCUGGGCAGACGCCAUGUGGAGCGCUGUGCCCGCAGAGAGCUCUGCCAACGGGGUGAGUGCCAGCGCACCGAUGUGGUGGAGGCAGUAGGGGGAGCCGUUGUCUACAUGCCCGAGCAGGGACAACACUUCUCCAGCAAGGGCUGUAAAUCUGUGCCGGCCAAAGUCAACCUCUUCCUAUGAGUUAAGGUGAAAGCCUUUUUUAAUUGUUAGAAUUGUGCCCAGAGCCUCAAACUGAUUAGGGUGGAUUUUAUCAGACAGUGAACUGAACUGUUUCUCAAUGAAGAUCAUCUAUAUAUCCACACUACAAACAGGAGAAGAUUGAUUGUAUUCAAAGAGGCAUGUAGACAUUUGAGGCGGUCUGCACACACAAGGUCAGAGAUGCAAAGGCAGAAACAUUAACAUUGAUCACAUUUUUACUGUGAAUCUCUAGUGAUUGUAUCCUCCGGCCCGGAUUCAGUUCAGAAACAGUGGGAUAGAUGUUCUGCAGUGUCCGGAACCGAGAGCUAGCCUCUACCUCCAAUCCAACAACCUUUCCUUUAAACAGAAAAGUGCAUCAUUGAAGUUCUGACUGUAGUGUGGUCGUAGGGGAAUGCAUCAUGUUUUCACAAUGUUCAUUAUUGCUACUAGCUAACCCUGGUUGAAAGGAGACUGGUCACUAAAUGUUGUCAAAAAUGAACCAGUGAUCUGUGACUUCAUUCAGGAAUGUGUUAUUCCUCCAAUAGGAAUAGACUCUUCCAGGGAAGUAUAACGCUGACCAAAAAGGCAGGCCAUAUUUUAAGGGGAAAGUAAGAGGUAAUGUUAAUAAGGGGUAGUUUGGGAUUUUGGCAAUCAGGCCCAUUAUCUACAGUCAGAUGAAUUUGUGGUUAUGUUAGCAUUGCAUUGUGUCAUAUGUCCUUAUCUACCAGGUUUUGUUAAAUUGAAACAAUCUGUCAUUACUUGAAAGUUGAACGAUCAAGCGUUAUCAUGGUGGGAUGACCAGGUGACUAGGAGCAGAGAUGGUGUGCUCCUCUUGCCACUAGGUGGCAGUAAAGGCUCUUUUGAUAGCCAAGGAGACAGAAUAGAACAUCUCAAGAGUCUUUCAUUGAAGAUUAUUCUUUUAAUCACUGUUUUUAAGAAUCUUUGUCGGAAUAUUUGUUGAUGAAAAGAGAAACAAAGAAUUGAGAAAUGUUGGUUUGAAAUAAUAAUAUAUAUAUAUUGUUUGGAUGAUGCCCUAGAAGUUCAAUUUACAAUGAAAUAGCCUAAAUAAUAUUUAGAGUACUUAGGCAUUCUUUGAAUUAGGACAUACAGAAAAACAAUGUCAGUUUACUUUUUACAUUUUUGUUUGAUGCAUUUUGAUAUGCUGUUGAAAAAUGCAUAUGCCUUUAAUUUUACUGAUACAUAACAAACUGUAAAUCUAAAUAUGUGUUAUUUACUUUACAAACUUGUUUUGGACAGAGGGAGUUUGUUCUUUCAUAGUAAUCUCUGAACAGCAGGCUGUGUAGGUUGUCAAUCAUUGUUUGCUGGUGGAAGUGGGAUAAUCAAAGGGUUGCCUUCUUUAUACUUGAACUAAUGUUUAUAUAAUUUGCACUAUUAAGAACAGAGCAGAAAAUAUCUUACCUUCGCUUGUCUGUAUAUUUAUUAGGAAAUGUAAUUGUUAAAAAAAAAAAAAAUGUUUUAGUUUAAGGUUCCUCCAAAAUCAGUUAUCAAAGUUAAUAGCCUUGGUUUCUUUAUCAGUUAUUUUACCAUUUUGCUUUUGGGAAUUGAAACUUUCAUCAAGUUUUAUAGAAAUCUAUAUAGUGUUGUCCCUUCUUAAAAUGCCUCCGGAGAAAGCUUUACACCAACAACAGAUUGAAGUAGUUAGGUUGUGACUGUCUAACCCACGUUUGUCCACCGUAUCUGGAUAUUUGUGUCAAGCAUGUAUUUGAUAAAAAUGCUGUUUGUCUAAUCCUACAGUGGACAGUGUGCACCUGACUGAAACUAAACACGUCCAGAAGUGCGAAAAGGCAGACCAGAAAGCAAGCGUUGACAAAGACCGAUUUGCGGUCGAAACGUGUCGGCUUUUUCAUAAAUAAAAGAGCACCUAUGCAUUAGAAAA
Salmo salar (Atlantic salmon) is the source of this 3845-nucleotide messenger RNA. RefSeq names its product torsin family 2, member A (gene tor2a). The record is from RefSeq and is a predicted model, not a curated record. Gene Ontology annotation, molecular function: ATP hydrolysis activity; ATP binding. NCBI's taxonomy places the organism in Eukaryota, Metazoa, Chordata, Actinopteri, Salmoniformes, Salmonidae. Gene Ontology annotation, cellular component: nuclear envelope; endoplasmic reticulum; endoplasmic reticulum lumen.